GCCAGCAGCAGCCAAGAAGCAAGCAGCAGUGCAGAGGCCAGCAGCAGCAAAGAAGCUAGUAGCAGUGCGGAAGCCAGCAGCAGCCAAGAGGCCAGCAGCAGCCAAGAAGCCAGCAGCAGUGCAGAAGCCAGCAGCAGCCAAGAAGCAAGCAGCAGCCAAGAAGCCAGCAGCAGUGCAGAGGCAAGCAGCAGCAGUGCAGANAGCAGCAGUGCAGAGGCCAGCAGCAGCCAAGAGGCUAGCAGCAGCAGUGCAGAGGCCAGCAGCAGCCAAGAAGCAAGCAGCAGCAGUGCAGAGGCCAGCAGCAGCCAAGAGGCAAGCAGCAGUGCGGAAGCCAGUACCAGCAGUGCAGAGGCCAGCAGCAGCCAAGAAGCAAGCAGCAGCAGUGCAGAGGCCAGCAGCAGCCAAGAAGCCAGCAGCAGUGCAGAGGCUAGCAGUAGUUCCUCAUCUGAAAUCUUAUCUGAAAGCAGCAAAAGUUCAUCGUCGUAUGAGUCUUCUGCCGAAGGUGGUUCAUCCAGUAGCAGUGGUGAGGGUCCUGAAGAGCCUGAUAAUUGUACUUGGGCUCUUCGUGGGAAUGUAGAAGCAGGUCUUGAUGGUGAUAUGGUGAGGAGUGGAUUUGUUUUGAUGUUUGGUGAGAUGCCCUUUGCUAUUGUAUUUAGGAAAGACGAUUUUGUUGUGCCUAGCGAUGCUAUUCCAUUGGAUGUCACCUUGUCGUGUGAGGAGAGCUCGGAAGGUUCAAUUGCCCGUUUGGGUUGUGUUUAUUUUUUGCCUGAACUUCGGGAUCGUUUUAAGAUGUAUCGAUUGAGGAAUGAUACAGUCAUAUUGCAGCAGCAGCCUUUGCAGGCUUACCAUAUUAAUUUCAUUGAGGCGUUGGUCUUCUCUAUAAGCAUGGAGCAGCUUAGUAGUUGUAUUAAUAAUGGAGAGAGUAAUCAGGUGGUCCAAGGUAGAAGUGACGGUUCCGUGGUCUCCGCAAGCAAUAAAUCAUUACAGUCUCCCAAGUCUUUGGGGGUUAAUGCUGUAAUGGCGCAACUGGAAUUACCUUUUGUCUUGCGUGUGACUGUGAGCCCAAUGGAUACAGCUACGGGAACAAAGGGUAUUGGAGAUACUGCUAAAGUUAUUUCAAAGAUUUCGCUUAUUGCCGCGCCUUUUGGCGUGCUAGGUAUCAAUUAUGUGACGGCGUUGAAUAUGAUGCCAUGUACACCAGAUGGUACACGUCGUAUCUUGUCUAGCUAUCGUGCUCUUUCUGUGACCGCCAUUGAGGAUUCCUUCUACGGUGUUAUGUUAGGCAAUUUGAUUCUUGGUGGUGGAGUUUUUGUGGUCCACACAGUGGUACUUCUUUUAGUCAAAUGCCUGCGUGGCUCAACUCUGCUAGAAGCGGCCACUGCGUGCUGGUAUCCAGGUAUUACUUUGGUACUACUAGUGAAUCUCUUUGUUGGUACAAGUUUUGCAACACUGCAGGGAUUUACAUUCAAAGACGGUUCUACGCUAGCACUUAGUGUGGUAAUGCUUGUAGUGUUCAUCAUUAUCUUCGUCGCGGUGCUCUUCCUAUCAGUAAUAAAGGCGUCAGUACAUUACGUGCCUGUAGAGAAUGCCAUAGAUGUUGCCGUUAAGCCACCUGGUAAGUCAAUUGUACGUCGUUUCUUUAAUACCUGGCUAUUACGUGUGCGUGGUGUCUGGCUUCCAUACAAUGUCUCUGAUCGUCUCUUCUUAAUAUUAUUUAACCUUCGCCGCUGCCGUGUGACGUGGGUGACACUGUGGUUGUGGGCCCCGAUGCUUGUAGCGCUUUUUGCAGCGUUUCCUCCAAAAAGUGCCGGGAGUUGUAUUGCCGCCGACGUGGCGCUUAUCAUUUGUCAUAUCUUUCUCUUCUUCCUGGUGCUUCGCUAUCGCCCAUUGGUGUCGCCGAUUGAUAAUAUCUAUUAUCUUAUCGUGAUGGCAAUCUCUGUGUGGAUUCUUGGCGGGUUGAUCGCACUCCUUCUGAAACCUGAUAACGAUCGUGCUAUAGAUGCUGUAGUUGCGGCUGCCAUUACCGCCAUCGUUGCAUUCUUUUUGUAUGUUAUACUGAAGACAAUGCAGUUGGUGGAGUUUAUGACGCGGCGUAUUAAACACACACCACAGGGACGUGAAUCCUCCACAGAACCAGCACCCAUUACCGCCCACCCAACCGUUUAA
Molecule: messenger RNA, 2166 nt
Organism: Trypanosoma theileri
Lineage: Eukaryota; Euglenozoa; Kinetoplastea; Trypanosomatida; Trypanosomatidae
Exons: 1
Source: RefSeq, a predicted model, not a curated record